Aspergillus niger is the source of this 3048-nucleotide messenger RNA. RefSeq lists its product as uncharacterized. The transcript has 13 exons. Lineage: Eukaryota; Fungi; Ascomycota; Eurotiomycetes; Eurotiales; Aspergillaceae. The record is from RefSeq and is a predicted model, not a curated record. Gene Ontology annotation, molecular function: clathrin light chain binding; phosphatidylinositol-3,5-bisphosphate binding; phosphatidylinositol-3,4-bisphosphate binding. The coding region runs from base 1 to 3048 and encodes 1015 amino acids. Gene Ontology annotation, cellular component: clathrin-coated vesicle; actin cortical patch. Gene Ontology annotation, biological process: endocytosis; actin filament organization; clathrin coat assembly.
AUGAGUCGCACGGAGACUGAUUUGGCGAUUAACAUUCGCAAAGCCACGAGCAUCGAGGAAACCGCCCCGAAACGGAAACAUGUUCGGAGCUGCAUCGUGUACACAUGGGAUCAUAAAUCAUCCAGCGCCUUCUGGGCUGGCAUGAAAGUUCAACCUGUCCUUGCCGACGAAGUCCAGACGUUCAAGGCGCUCAUCACGAUACAUAAGGUGCUACAAGAAGGUCACCCCAUCGUGGUCCGUGAAGCACAGCAGCAUGUCAAUUGGGUCGAUAGUCUGAUGCGCGGUGUAGGGGGAGAUGGUAUCCGAGGAUACGGCCCCCUCAUUCGCGAGUACGUCUUCUAUCUCGAGUCGAAGCUGGCAUUUCACCGCAACCAUCCGGAAUUCAACGGCCUGUUCGAAUAUGAAGAGUAUAUCAGUUUGAAGACAACCAAUGACCCCAAUGAAGGGUAUGAGGCAAUCACCGAUCUCAUGACACUGCAAGAUCAGAUCGAUGCUUUCCAGAAGUUGAUCUUCUCUCAUUUCCAAUCCGGCACCAACAAUGAAUGUCGCAUCUCUGCGCUGGUCCCUCUGGUGCAGGAGAGCUACGGCAUCUACAAGUUCAUCACCAGCAUGUUGAGGGCUAUGCACACAACAACUGGCGAUACGGAAGCACUUGAACCUCUCCGCGGCCGAUAUGACGCACAGCACUACCGCCUCGUCCGUUUCUACUACGAAUGUUCGAACCUGCGGUAUCUCACUAGUCUGAUCACCGUCCCCAAGCUGCCACAGGACCCGCCCAACUUGCUGUCGGAAGACGACGAACGUCCAGCUCUGCCGAAGCGACCCGUCAAGGAACCCGAGCCCCAGCCGUCUCCGCCGCCCAAGAUGACUGCAGCAGAGCCGGAGCCCAUCAGCGAUUUCUGGACCACCGAAGCCAAGCGUCAGCAAGAAGAAUAUGAAGCCGAGCAACGCCGCUUGCAGCAGCAAUGGGAGGAUCAGCAGCGGCAACAACUUCUCGCGCAGCAGCAGGCUCAGCGCGACUUCGAGGAACAACAGCGCCUCCAGGCCGAGCAGCAGCGCCUCGCUCAGGAACAGCUUUUGCGCGAUCAGUACCAGACACAGACCCAAGGCCGUUUGGCCGAGCUUGAACAGGAGAAUCUGAAUGCCCGCGCCCAGUACGAGCGUGACCAGCUGAUGCUGCAACAGUAUGACCGUCGAGUCAAGGACCUGGAGGAACAAAUGAACCACUUGAACUCCAACCUCAACCUGCAGAAUGCUUCGAAGGAUGAGCAGAUCCGGGCGUUGCAGGAGCAGGUUAACACGUGGCGGUCCAAGUAUGAAGCCUUGGCCAAGCUUUACUCUCAACUCCGCCAGGAGCACCUCGACCUGUUGCAGACGACGAAGAGUCUUAAGCUGAAGGCAGCAUCGGCACAGGAGGCUAUUGAGCGCCGUGAGAAGCUUGAGCGUGAGCUCAAGACCAAGAACCUUGAGCUGGCCGACAUGAUUCGCGAGCGAGACCGCGCACUGCACGACAGAGACCGUCUGACCGGCAACAACAAAGAAGAGCUGGAGAAGGUCAAGCGGGAACUGCGCUUCGCCCUCGAGCGAGCUGAGAAUGCGGAACGCUCCAAGGGCACGGAAAUCUCGACACUGUUGUCGAAAUACAACAGAGAAAUGGCGGACUUGGAAGAGGCUCUCCGGGUAAUCUCCAACAAGACCUCGGAGCGCGCAGGCGACCACGAUCUUGCCCUACGCGAAAAGGACGAGGAGAUCGAAGUGUACAAGUGGCGCAAACAGAGUCAAGGUGAUGUCGACAACGCGCUGGACUCGCAGAUUGACACCGUUCUGCACGGCACCGUCUCUAAGAUUAACGAUAUCAUCGAUUCGGUUCUCCAGACGGGUGUCCAGCGUGUGGAUGAUGCUCUGUAUGAGCUGGACUCCUCCAUGCAGGCUGGAAACCAGAACGCCUCUCCGCCGUAUGUGCUUUCGCAGAUCGAGAAGGCUUCGGCCUCGGCUACCGAGUUUUCUACGGCCUUCAACAACUUCAUUGCGGACGGGCCCAACAGCACGCAUGCGGAAAUUAUCCGGACUGUAUCCAUCUUCUCUGGCUCCGUGGCCGACGUGCUGAGCAACACCAAGGGAUUAACGCGGUUCGCCAACGACGACAAGAGUGCGGAUCAGCUGGUCAACGCAGCCCGCAAAUCCGCCCAGGCGACCGUGCGGUUCUUCCGAGGCUUGCAGUCUUUCCGUCUCGAGGGACUAGAGGCGCUGCAAAAGACAGAUGUCGUGAUCAACAACAACCUCGAAGUGCAGAGGGACUUGCAGACCCUCUCGAAGCUGGUUGAUGCGUUUGCGCCGAAGAGUGCCAAGAUUGCCACCAAUGGCGAUCUGGGCGACUUGGUAGACCAAGAACUCACCAGGGCGGCGGAUGCUAUUGAUGCUGCAGCCCAGCGACUGGCUAAGCUCAAGAACAAGCCUCGUGAUGGCUUCAGCACCUAUGAGCUCCGCAUCAACGAUGUCAUCCUGGCGGCUGCUAUUGCAGUGACCAACGCCAUCGCCGAACUCAUCAAGGCGGCCACUGCGUCACAGCAAGAGAUUGUCCGGGAGGGCCGCGAACAACCGCUGGGACUGAGGGGGCUGAUUUCGGCCGCCAAGGCGGUCGCCAGCUCGACCAACACCUUGAUUGAGACCGCCGAUGGUGUCAUUUCGGGUCGCAACUCCCCUGAGCAAUUGAUCGUCGCUAGUAACGAUGUGGCGGCCAGUACGGCGCAGCUGGUGGCAGCCAGUCGUGUCAAGGCCACUUUCAUGAGCAAGUCGCAGGAUCGCCUUGAGACAGCUAGCAAGGCUGUUGGUGCGGCCUGCCGAGCUCUGGUGCGCCAGGUGCAGGAUAUCAUCAAAGAGAAGAACCAUGAUGAUUCCGAAGCGGUGGAUUACACGAAGCUCAGCUCCCACGAGUUUAAGGUGCGGGAGAUGGAGCAGCAGGUCGAGAUCCUCCAACUGGAGAACAGCCUCUCUCGGGCUCGUCAACGCCUGGGAGAGAUGCGGAAGAUUUCUUACCAGGAGGACUAA